This is a messenger RNA of Hydra vulgaris (swiftwater hydra), 1415 nucleotides long. NCBI's taxonomy places the organism in Eukaryota, Metazoa, Cnidaria, Hydrozoa, Anthoathecata, Hydridae. The record is from RefSeq and is a predicted model, not a curated record.
CAUCAAUCUUUCCAAAGUUUACUUGGUAUAGUUUUAUAAUAUUCAAAGAGAUUAGAAAAUUUGAAAGCUUUGGUGUUGGAAUUAAUUUGAAACACUUGGACUUCUACUCUAAAAAAAAAAGAUAUUUAGCAUGCAACACAGCAUGCAAUAUAUAUCAUUUGGAUGCUGUUUGGAGGAUAGUUUAAAAGAUAUUAAUAUAGACAAUAGUGGGCAACUUUACUCGGUAACAAAACAUUGCGCGGUUUAUUUGAACGAAACAAAUCCGGAUUCGGAUUCGUUUAUUACUAUGGUAUAUUCAUUUUACAAAAUGCAGGAAAAAAAUGAAACAGUAUCAUGCUUUGUCAAUUAUUGCAAGGAGGGAACUAAACAUGAAUUUAUUGCUUACGUUGCGUUUUGGGUAUGCGUUUUUUUUAUUGGAUGUUUAGGCAAUAUAUUUGUUUUGAUGGCAUUUAACCGAUCAAAAAAAUUAAGAAAAAAUCCGUCGACUAACUUUGUAGCAUCUUUAGCAGUCAGUGAUUUGUUGGUUGUUUUAUUUUUAAUUCCUUAUAAAGCUCAUGAUGCGUUUCACAAUCACCACUAUUGUGCACCACCCAUUAUAUGUAAGCUUUACCUUGCUUUUGAUGUCACGUUUUUUGUAGCAUCAAUCACUCAUUUGUAUGCAAUUGCAAUCGAUCGAUUUAUUGCUAUAACAAAACCCUACAGAUACAAAGGUUUAGCCACAUUAUCCUGUGUUAAAAAAACUAUUGUUUUAAUUUGGAUUUACUCUAGUUUCUGGGGUGUCCUUCUCAACAUAAAUUUUAAGAAUGGAACGUCUAACAAAAUAGAAAACACGGAAAGUCAUUUGUGCAAUACGAAUAAUGGCGUAUUUACUAUUAUUGCGUAUAUUAUAAUUUUUUUUGUUCCAUGCUUUGUAAUGUUUUUACUUUAUUCAAAAAUGUUGCUUAUUAGUUACAAACACGCAAAAAAUAUUAAUACGACAAAGGUGUCAAGCAUCGAGGAUUUUAUACGACAAUCUUCUUUUGGAAUAUCGCAUCUUUUUUCAAACCACAAACUUGAAUUGCGUGCUACUAAAGUGGUUUUUAUAAUAUAUGGCACAUUUUUUGCAUGUUGGUGUCCAGUUAUUGUUGUUAUAGUUGCAAAUGCAAUAAAGCAUGAUACUGUUAAAUCAAACGUUACCUAUGUUUUAUUUGGCGAAAUGUUACCUAUAAUUAAUAGCAUUCUAAAUCCUUUUAUAUAUGGAGUAUUGCAUCGGGAUUUUAAAAAAAGUUUGAAACGAAUUUUUCGAGGAAUGCAUUCCAAACUACAAAUCACAUUGUCCCCAUUACAACAUUCAUUUAAAUCUCAAUCAUCUCUGGGGAGAUUGGAACGAGUUGCAAUAAAUGAAACUUCGAAAUAAGUCAAGAUUUAAUAAAAUA